UACUCCGCUUCUAGUUCGAGCCCCAACUUUUCUCUAGUCCAGCGCGGUUUCUCGCUCUCAAAGAAAUUGCACAGGGAUGACGGAAAGCUCGGCGCUUGAAGCCGAAGCGCCCUCUAUUACAGCUCUCGGAUCUUUGUUUAAGCUCACUGAAGUUUAUCUCUCGGAUAAUACUGUGGAUGAUGUUCGCUUAUGCUCACCUUCUACGGAAGCUUCGAGAACCAUCACUGAAGAUGCUCCUGAUUCAAUUAAUUCAGAGCUUCAUUUCUUACCAGAAGAAGUGGUGCUUGCCAAGUUGAUGAGUGGAAUGGGACUCCCUAUGUCAUUUCGCACUAAGGAGAGGAGGGGAAUAGUUGGAGGAAUGAGAAAAAACAAGCUUAAGGAUGUACUCCACGAACGCAACCCAAAUCAGGAAGAUGUGCAAGGGCCUUUAGAAGAGGUGGGUGAGAAUGCUUCUUCUGAAAUUCCAUGUCAAGCAAGUGAGUCAUUGUCUUCCUUGUUAAUAGGACGAAAGAGUGAAUUGCCGAACUUUGAUCCUGCAGUUGGUGUUGAAGAAGUUGGUCAUCUCCCUGAUGUAGCGAAAGAUUCAAUCAGCCCGAUGUCAUCUAGUGCUAGCUCUACAAUUGAUGACCCUAUCACCACCGUUCCUGGAAGUGACCAAGAAUUGAAUUCUAAAUAUACGCAUCAUGAACUCUUAUUAAAGGAUGAUAAUGAAAUUUUCUUAAGAGAAGAUAUUGGAGCUCUUGAAAAUUCGAUUUUAGAUGGAAUAGUUAGCACUACAUAUGAUGGGAAGGACCCUAAAGGAGAUCAUAUGGACGACUUUAAAUGUUUGAAGCCCCCCUUUACAAUUGACCAUGAUGCUAGAAGUGAUUUUGGUCAUUGGGAGGUUUAUUGGGAUGACUUCUACUCAAGAAACUACUUCCAUAAUUCUCUUACACAAGAAUGUACAUGGGACCCACCUCCAGGAAUGGAAGAGCUAGUGUAUAUUAAUAUUAAUAUCAGUGAUAAACCAACAGAAGCAAAGAAGGAGAUAGCCGACAUGGAUGUCACUUUUACUGGUUUUGAAGAAUCUGCUGAUCAACCCAUAUUUUGUCAUCCGCAACUUAUGUGUGACUUAUCAGAGGAAUACAUAGGUGAUGAUAAAUUACUAGAUCAACAGAUUCAUGCUUCAGUUGAAGAUGAACUUGUUACUGAAACUAUCUGUCAUACCAGUCCCGAGAAAAAGAAAAGAAAAUCUAGGAGAGCAAAAUCCAAAAAGAAACUAUCCAUACAAAAUGGAGAGUUCCAUACCCCAUUGAUAAAUGAAGGCCUAAAUCGUGGUUUGAGUAAAUACUGGUGUCAAAGGUACAGUUUAUUUACAAAGUAUGAUGAAGGUAUACAAAUGGAUGAAGAAGGAUGGUUCUCUGUUACUCCAGAGUCCUUAGCAAAGCAUCAUGCUCAACGUUGUGCCGGUGGUACUGUAGUUGAUUUAUUCACUGGAGUUGGUGGAAACGCUAUCCAGUUUGCACACCAGUGCAGACAUGUAAUUGCAAUUGAUAUUGAUCCAAAGAAAAUUGACUAUGCACAACAUAAUGCAGUCAUAUAUGGAGUUAGAGACCAAAUAGACUUCAUUAGAGGAGAUUCCUUGAUAUUGGCUCCAACAUUGAAGUGCUUCUGCCAUACAGAAUGUCAUAGAUAAUUAGACACCAUGGACAAGGGGAACAAAACCAGUGAGAAAAUUAGGUAGAUGUAGUCUACAUGUCACCACCAUGGGGAGGACCUGAUUAUGCCAAGGUUAAGAAAUUUGACAUCAAAACAAUGCUGAAGCCGCAUGAUGGGUAUUUUCUCUUCAAUGCUGGCAUGAGAAUUGCAUCUAAAGUUGUCAUGUUCCUUCCCAGAAAUGUGGAUAUCAAUCAACUGGCUGAGAUUGCUUUAUUAGCCAAUUCAUCAUGGUCGCUAGAGGUGGAGAAGAAUUUCUUAAAUGGAAAAUUGAAGGGAAUCACCGCAUACUUCAUCAAGUCUUCCUCAUAGCAGUCAUGCAAGUCUACUGCGAGCCUACUGUGGUCUGUGGACAACAUUGGCACUUUCGAAUUAGAGAUGGAAAAGCUCGCUCUUUAUGAUUGUUGUCAUUUUACCACCUCAUCCCAAAUUCUCAAUUAGUUUGAUUUAGAAGCCAGCCAGUUCAUCUUUUCUUAAUUUCGCCUUUCCACCACCACCAUCAUCAUCAUCUGUGGUGCCUUUUUGGGGAGUAUGAUCUCCCGGGAGUACAAGCCUACAAGGUUUGAGUUUUUUUUAGGGCUGUAAAUAUGUAUUAACCUAAGGUUGCACACUUUUGUAAUUACAUGCCAUUAAAUAUUAGCAUUAAACGGUCAAUGGUACUCGCAACAGUUCAUGGAUCACAUGCUACUUGUCAUCCCUUGUGGUAAUUACAUGUAAUUUGAGAGCAAGGUGUAUAAUAUUUGUGGGUUUAACUUUCCUUAUCUGGUAUCUUAGUUUCACAGUUUUCCA
Molecule: messenger RNA, 2484 nt
Organism: Cuscuta epithymum
Lineage: Eukaryota; Viridiplantae; Streptophyta; Magnoliopsida; Solanales; Convolvulaceae
Source: the annotation of a GenBank genome assembly